Messenger RNA from Myripristis murdjan (pinecone soldierfish), 420 nucleotides. RefSeq names its product ribosomal protein L29 (gene rpl29). The transcript is spliced from 4 exons. NCBI's taxonomy places the organism in Eukaryota, Metazoa, Chordata, Actinopteri, Holocentriformes, Holocentridae. The record is from RefSeq and is a predicted model, not a curated record. Gene Ontology annotation, biological process: cytoplasmic translation. Gene Ontology annotation, cellular component: ribosome; cytosolic large ribosomal subunit. Gene Ontology annotation, molecular function: structural constituent of ribosome. Bases 120 to 338 code for a protein of 72 amino acids.
CUGCCACACAGGCAUCCUCCUCCUCCUCUGUUGACCCGAGCCUUUUUGUCUCCUUCCGAGUCUCCGUCUCUUUCUCUUCCGGUUGUCGUCCAUUCGUGUGGCAGAUUACCAGUGUCGAAAUGGCUAAGUCAAAGAACCACACUACCCACAACCAGUCUCGUAAGGCCCACAGGAAUGGCAUCAAGAAGCCCAGGUUUCACCGCUAUGAGUCUUUGAAGGGGGUGGACCCCAAGUUCCUGAGGAACAUGCGCUUUGCCAAGAAGCACAACAAGAAGGGCUUGAAGGCAGCAAGGAAGGCAGCGGCGGCAGCAGCUGUUGCACCUGCUGCACCUAAAUAGACUUCCCAUCACCUCCUUGUCUGUCAUGGUUUCAUAGACUGUUGCCACCAUCACAAUAAAGCUAUGCUUUGUUAACAAACCA